AGCUAUGCUGUGGCGAGGGAGGGCCGCUGUUUCAACACACUUUGUGUGCAUGCAUAUGUUUGAGUGGAAAAAGUGAAAUUAUAUUGAGUGCACACCCACUUACCGCAUUUGACAUACAUAUACAAUGUAUGUUAAGGUAAAAUGUAAGGUAAAAUCUAUAGGAAUAUCUGCCUGGUUGGGUUUGACAGUUCUAUACAACCACAAUAAUAAAAACUGAGAAUUGUAGGUGAAAAGGUGUUACCAAAUUUUGUUGUUGUGGCCUUCCAUUGUAUAUGUAAAACCAAAUGAGGAAACUAGCAUUUGUAGUGGUGUGUCUUUGUGAGUGUGUGUGUUUGUAUACAGCGUCAGCAAGGCGUGAUGUGUGUGGAGGUGACAUCAAGGUGAACACGGCUUGCAGAAUACUCUCCCGACUCGGGAGGCAGCAAAUGGCUCAGUGGCAGAUGGAGUCUUUGUCAGGGAAGAAAAAUGGCAGCUCAAGAGCAUCAGAGAGACCCCCAUUUAUACACACAAACACACACGUGCGCACACGCACGGACAUGGUAUUGCAUUCAGGUACACAUGUAUGCGUGGGCACAUGGAAUACGUGCAUGUUCACACUCAUCUACACAGACAAAAUGCACAUAUUGACAACAUAUAUCUCCCCCUCCCCUCUGUAGCAAGCUGGGCUGGCGGGCGGUGACCUUCCCUGCUCGCAGAGCUCUGGCUGUUUGAUCAAUUAUCCCUCUCCCAUUGUUUACUGGGAAGCAGGAAUAGAGAGGAGAGGAGAGAAGGCUCAAAAUGGCCACUGUCAGGUGGAGGGAUCCAUUUCCCUGCCAGCGUGGGGGUGGGGGUUAGGGAGAGAAAAGAAGAGACAGAGAGACCAGAGCUGUGAAGCGUGUUCAGAGGGAAGGGAGGAGCACUGUUCCCUGGCAGCUGGGAUGAGAUGACAUUAUAGUAACGUUGCAGCGUGGACACUGGUUACCGUUUGCAAUGAAGGUGAAAUUCUUGUUCUAAGAUUGGGUAAACUUUUAAAUGGCAAACAUUUGUGUACUCUCACUACACAAUACAAUUCUGAGUGAAUCCCUGAAAUGCAUUACUACGUAUUGAUAGAUAACAUUAGGCCACGUCCACAAUCAUGCAAGAUCUAAUACAAGAGUCUCCUAUGCAAGUACAUAUGGUAAUCAAAAUAUUAGCAACACCCCGUAAUGUGAUGCGGCAGAGUCCUACACAUAAAGGUACUGCAGGUACUAUUUUAAGUAUUGAGAAGUGGGGGGUGGAGGUACAUACGCUAAAGGUCAGGUGGCAAAGAGGGGAAAAAAUGAGUGGGAACAAAUGAUGCACUAAGCGAAUGACACUCUGAGGUCCUGCUUUAAUAUGUAUGUAUCGCAGGUUGAUGGCUGAUUUCAUUAGCGCCUCUCAUUGUUAUUCAUAGAUUGUCCUCCUGCAGCAAAAUGAAUAUUGUAUGCGCGCACACACACACACACACACUCUCACUCUCUUAUAAACACACAACAAUCGUGUUUUCCAGGGAAUACUGUAUUUGUGGAUCUUCCAGAGGGCUCGAAGACACAAUGUUUUCACAGGCUGUUAUCUGCGUUGGCCAUAAUUAAAACAAUUUACAGCGCUGUCAUUUUAGCACAGCUUUUUUUUUGGUGCUGCCGCGGACAAUUCUUGUCAGGUUGUCAGGAUUUAGGGCUCCUUGUUGAUAUUAGGGAGAAUUAUUUUCAAAGAAAGGUUACCUUUUGCUUGUGUGACUCGAGCAAUACAAGAUAUGUCGUGUGUAAGGGUUCAGAUUACGUCACUUCAGUGGAACUAAACCUCUGUGGGUGUGUGUGUGUGAUGUGUGUGUGUUUGAGAUACAGUGAAAGUAUGCUCAUAAGAGCGUACAUAUGGUGAGCGCAUGAAAAUGCCUGACCGCCUCGUUCUAAUCCUGACUGUUUCAACUAAAAUUCCAGUCCUUAGCAGGACAUGAGCAAAUGUUCUGAUAUAUUAAUAGCGAUUGUGGGCGGAAAAAGGAAAAAAUCUAUUUUUCCUUAUGUUUUUUAUGGAAACAGUCCAGUUGAAUUAUCUGUUCUUUCGAGGUUUGAAACAGCUCAACUCCAUAAGGCGUUGGCAUUGUUAGCGACAUGCACUCGCUCAUACGCCGCCUGUUUGAAGUACAACAGGCCAUUACUGAUUAACCUGUCUGAACCCGGCCACUUGUAAAAGCCACUCUUUUUUCCAUCUUGCCCUCAUAUGAAACACCUCUGUUAGUAAAAUACCUCACGUACUCCGCAUUUGCACAGAUAUGUUUGUCUCCUUACUUGUUUGUUGCCUGAGAAACCAUGUUGGCUUGUCUUCUCACAUUUCACACUUGGUUUCAUCCCCUUAACCCCGAGUACUAAGCGUGGAUGUGCCGCCUGACCUCUUGAGUCAUGGAUGUUAGAUUCAUAGGCAUCACAAGGGCCGCACUUGUGCUUCCUUUUGCCCAGUCAUCCAUUUUAAGCCAUAAACUUGUUUUGUAAUGGAUUAAGAAAUGCAGCGACUCCUUGUCAACAUUUAUUUUGAUUUCAAGGCAAUUUGUCGGUGUUUGACUUCUGAAUCAACAUAAUUCUUGUAAACAUCAAACAGUUUAGUAUUUGAAUUUAUCAAGUAUUAGACAGACAUUCCAGCAUGCCUUCGUUUCGUGCCUUGGAACGACAAAACAAAACAGUCAAACACACUCACACUCCCUGUUCCCUGAGUUGGCGCUCACACACUAGUGCUCGCACACAUACACAACAGUGGUGUGACAGGACGUCACGUAUUUGGAGUUUCACAGCAGGCUGGCAUUCCAAGACAGCAAAGAGGGAGAUAAUGUCAGUGAGCUGCUGGUUAACUCUCUGCUUUAUCCUGUUCCUGGGCCACAAAGCGUGAAGGUUUUUUUUUUUGACACAUACACAGUCCACACUUGCAUACCAUGCAUGCACAUACACUGACACACACACACACUUGGAUAGAUCAUAUUGCUUCCUCCCAGGCUGUUAGAUGACAAAGGCUAAAAAAAAACUCCAGAAGUGACAAAAGAUGCCCACAGACAUAGCUGCCAGCACUGACAAAAGCUACACUCAUGUUUGGAUGGAUGUGACUUCUUUUUGGAAGCAGGGAGUGGGCCAAACUGACUGACAGGAUGUAGGGUGAUGUCUCAUGCUUGGAUUCUGGACUUGGAGGUCACAGCACCAAAUUAUAGCCUUUUUUGUGUGUAUGUGAUUGUGAAGCAUGUCUUUUUCAAAGGGCUUUUGUCAGAGUGCUUAUUCUUCCUAAGCUGGCGAGGCUAUAUUUAAAUGAAGAAAUCAUGAAAUCCACCUAGUCAGCAGUGAAGGGAAAAAGAGCUUCCUCUCAAAAACCACCCACACUGCUUUCUGCCUUGUUGUGACUUGUUUGUCUGUCGUUGGAGGACUCAGUCUUCUUCCAGAACAAUCACUCUUAAAAUCCCUCAACUCUGGAGGAUUGGAGCUGGUUACACAGCAACAGUGAAUUGCUAAAAACAGAAAAAAUGUGUGUGGAGCCUGUGAAAUUGAACUUUUCCCCCAUUAUAAUAUGGCUUUUCUUUCAGUGUGUACGUCAGGUGCACACACUACUGUUUAUUUCAUGGAUAUGUGUUGUCAUCUGCAGCUGUUUGCUCUUCAGUCAGUCAGUGUGCUGAGUUAGUGACAUUUGGGCCAGUGUGAAGCUUCUUCUUCACUCUUGAUUUAUUCUUAACAUCUGUCUGUGGCAGGUGUGUGGAACCACAGUGUCCUCUGCUUGAGCAGUACAGAUAGGACGUGUGUUUGCAUUGUGCAAAACAACAGUGCGAGAGUACACCCCCCCCCCUUUUCCCUCCUUCUUGGGAUGAGUCAUAUCUGAGCCCUGUGUAAUCUAAGCCUAUGUCUCAUGUGUGUGAACAGACAGACCCUAAGCAGUGGUCUUGGUUUUGACUCCCUCUGGGGCACUGAGUGGGUGAGACAUGACUAUCAACAACAGGCUCAGGCAGCUCUGGUUUCAGCCCCCCUUCUAACACACACACACACACACACCAGUCACAAGUACAUACCCACUUGGAUCUAGUUAUUCUUCACCCAUUUGGACUCCUGUAAAAAGAUAUGGAGUCUGGAGAACGGCUGGCCUCCCCUGCACCCACCCUGUCUGCUGCUCGCACCUCCUCCCCUGUGGCCUCUUCCUCCUCAUCCUCCUCUUCGUCAUCUCCUGCUCCCCACUCAAAGAGCAGCCUGGCCCCGAGCCCCUCAGCACUCGGAUCCACUCUUAGCACCUCUGGCCGUCUGUUUGGAGCAGCAGGAGAGCAGCCCUUUAUUGGCUCCACAUUGUCAAGUGCCUUUCCUCUGGUGAACCACCCAGCCUUUGGAGCCCUCUACACUGCUGGAGUGGGCAGGCCAGAGUUUGGCGGCCUUGGCUCCCUUGGCAUGUCAGCUGCUUUGGCUGCCCAUCCCCAGCUAGGAGCCCUCUCUGAGUGGUGGCGAGCUGCUGAAGCUCAUGGACGAGGAGCUGCAGCCUUUCUUCCUUCCUUUAUAGGUUUCCCGCCGUUUUUCACCCCGCACAUUCAACCAAACCAUAGCGCUAGUCCUGUUCAGAUAAGAAUGCCUGGCAAGAAUAGCCAAGGAUCGCCUAAAGGAGUGAACGGGGCUGUAAAUGGCAGUGGAAUAUGUCCUCCCACAACACAGCAGGGGAGCUUUUUGGAAAGUAAUACCCCUGCCCAGACAUCAACAAGUCUAACCAAAAAAGCAGAGCCUUCAAGUAGUCCCUGUCAGAAUAGCCCAGCUAAGAUUGUGGAAAAAAACACACCAAAAAACGAGCGGAGACAACGCAAGAAGACAACAGAUGCUUCUGGCGUGAGUAAUAGUGAAACAGGCACAUCUUCGGACAGCUCAAGCGAUGGCUCCCUUAGCAGUGAUAUGGAGGACCUUGCGGAGGAUGAUGAAGAGGAUGAUGAGGAUGAGGACGAGGAAGAAGACAAAAAGAGUGAUUUUUCAGACUCUGAGAAACAAAUAAAAAAGAAAUCAAAGCUUCUGGUACCAAUCACUGGAGAGACGGACAGACCACUCUGUGGGGUCCCCUCAGUAGAGCACCCGGACAAGAAAAAUAACCACAUACAGACAGUCCCCUCCAAUCCCCCAACCCUCAUUCCCAUGGCCCGCGCGGCGUCUCCCCCUGUCCUGUCCCCAACCUCACCUAUGGCUUUACACAGCUCCAGGUUAAGACCAGAGGGGCAGCCACAGCAACAACACUUCAGUGUGAUCCAGUCCACUGGCCUAGCUGCUAACUCAAAGCCUCUGGCUCUCCUCACUCAGCCCUACAGGGAGUCUUCACCGUCUUCCUCUCCCAUCGCCCUCACCACCUCUCCAAAGGCGUUCUCCAGCUCUUCCUCUCCCAAACCUCCCAAGCUGUUGCCUUCCUCCUCCCCUCAGCACCUGCCCCUCUCCCUCUCCUCCUCCCCCAAACCCGUUUCGGUGCCCUCCCCCCCACGCUCUGCAUUCCCGCUGUCUACCUCCCCAAAACAUUUCGCUUUGACCUCAUCUGUAACCAGCCCCCAGAAGUCCUCACUGAAGCCACCUCAGUAUGCUGCUGCUGGCACUGCCAAAGCCAAUAAGAGGAAACUGCUGGAAGACUCGCUUGCGCAGAUCAAUGAGUUCAGGCUGAAACAGACUCUCAUGUCCCAAGGGCAGACGUUCCCAUCUGAGCUGAGGAAGCAGGGGCCAAACAAGUCUCCCAAAGGGAAGUCUCUGUCUUCUUCACCAUUGCCACCCGCUCCGCCUCCUCCACCCCAGAACAAUCACUCCAACCUCUUCCUCUCGAGUGCCCUGCUGGGGCUUCCUGAACCUAAUCACCCCAAUGGAGUCAUCCAAAGCACCACUCAGGACGCACCUUUGGCCCUCAUCACCAAACCUCGCAAAGACUUUGCCUCUCAAGGCAAAUCCCCUCAGUGCAACUCUGAUGGUGGAUCAAUGCCUGUCAAUCUUAGCACAGGGGCAAGUAGGACCCAAACAAGCGCCCAGGCUGGGCUUCCGUCACAGCCACCUACUACCUCACCCCAUGCCGCCAGUUAUGGAUCUAGAAAGAGCAAGACCCUAAAGUGUAAGGCACAGACUCCAGGACUGGCACAAGGACAGGGGCAAACAGGGCAUUUAGCAAGCUGGAAAGGCUUCUCCCAAAACCAUCUGGUACAGUCUUUAGUGGAUUUGUUUCGUGGAGGAGAGUCUGGGAUCGGCAUCCCGGGAGUUGGCAUCCCCGGUGUUGGGAUUCCUGGAGUGGGAAUACCUGGGACUUGUAACCCCACGGCUGGUCUCCCUGCUAACAAGGAAUCUGAUGACUCGGGAGAUGAUGAUGAUGAUGAUGAGGAUGACCUUGAAGAGGAUGAGGAUGAGGAGGACUCCGAUGAUAGUUUGUCAGAAUCAGACAGCAACUCAGACAGUGACAUCUCCGGAAAGAAAGUGAAAGAGUCUAAGCAGCUGUCAUCUGGGUCAUCAAAAAAGGAGAUGACUCCCCGUAGGCUAACCAAAAGCCCAGAACUACUGAACACCUCAACCGAUCACACAGCCACCAGCUGCUCCCCUCUCAAUCUUCAGGUCAUCAAGACACCCACUAUUGUCACCAGCUCCAGUGCCUUGGCCUAUCACAGCUCUCCCGGCUCCUCCUCAUACACCCUAGCCUCUCCCUUAGGUUUAGGAAAGAGGAAGCGGGUGAUGGAUGAGAAGGAUUUGAUGACACCUAUGGAGUUGGGGUGGCGGAGAGAGACUAGAAUCAAAAACGUGGCAGGGCGACCUCAAGGAGAGGUGGCCUACUACGCCCCUUGUGGCAAGAAACUGAGACAGUACCCAGAUGUGAUGAAGUAUCUAUCCAGAUAUGGAAUAAGUGGCAUCACACGUGAUAAUUUUAGCUUCAGUGCAAAGAUCAGGGUUGGUGACUUCUAUGAAGCCAGAGAAGGACCCCAGGGUUUACAGUGGAGCCUGUUGAAUGAAGAGGAAGUCAUUCCACGUAUUUUGGCAAUGGAAGGUCGAAGAGGUCGCCCCCCCAACUCCGAGCGUCAGUUAGUGGGUGAAAGUGCCAAAGCUAACCGACGGAGGAAAGGACGACCCCCUAAUGUCGGCGAUCCAUUGCCAUUGGUGCCGGAAGGUCCCAGUCCCAGUGAGGUCAAACUCCUGCGGAAAUUAGAGGCUCAAGAAAUAGCCCGACAGGCAGCCCAGAUGAAACUCAUGAGAAAACUGGAAAAGCAGGCGUUGGCGCGUGCUGCCAAAGAAGCUCGGAAACAGCAAGCUAUCAUGGCAGCAGAAGAGAGAAGAAAGCAAAAAGAGCAGAUCAAGAUUCUCAAGCAGCAGGAAAAAAUCAAGCGUAUUCAGCAGAUUCGAAUGGAGAAAGAACUCAGGGCACAGCAAAUUUUGGAGGCAAAGCGGAAAAAGAAGGAAGAAGCAGCCAAUGCCAAAAUAUUGGAGGCUGAAAAGCGGAUAAAGGAGAAAGAGUUGAGGAGACAGCAAGCGGAGAUCUUGAAGCACCAGGAGUUGGAGAGACAUAGACUAGAUAUGGUAUGGGAGAGAGAGAGGAGGAGGCAGCAUGUAAUGCUGAUGAAGGCUGUUGAGGCUCGCAAAAAAGCAGAGGAGCGUGAGCGCUUGCGGCAGGAAAAAAGGGAUGAGAAACGGCUGAACAAAGAGCGUAAACUGGAGCAACGGAGGCUGGAGUUGGAGAUAGCAAGGGAGCUGAAGAAGCCAAAUGAAGACAUGUGUCUGUCUGAUCAUAAGGCUCUCCCUGAGUUCUCCCGAAUUCCUGGGCUCAUUCUUCCUGGACGCGCAGUGUCUGACUGCUUGAUGCUUAUGCAGUUCCUGCGAGGCUUUGGGAAGGUUUUGGGGCUGGACUUGAAUAUGGAUGUCCCAACACUGGGUAUGCUACAGGAAGGCUUGCUCAAUGUGGGCGACAGCAUGGGCCAGGUCCAAGAUCUUCUUGUCAAACUACUUUGUCUGGCAGUCUGUGACCCCGGUUUGCCCCCUGGACAGAAGACAAAGACCAUGCUGGGGGACCACCUGACCAACGUUGGCAUCAACAGGGAUAAUGUGUCUGAGGUGCUACAGAUGUAUAUGGGGGCCCAUUGUGCCAAUACUGAUCUGGCCCCUCUGGCCCUCAGUCUGAAGACCAAGGCCUUCCAGGCACACACUCCGGCCCAGAAGGCCUCCAUCCUGGGAUUCCUAGCUAACGAGCUGGCUUGCAGCAGAGCCGUUAUCAGUGAAAUCGAUAAGAACCUGGAUCAGAUGGCAAACAUGAGAAAAGAUAAGAUUAUUAUGGAGGGUAAACUUAAGAAGUUGAGGACCAUUUAUGCCAAACGCACUGGAAAGAGGGAGGCCAGUGUGGGUGUAGAAGAGAACCAGUCAAUCGGUACUCCAUCAUCUGCUGCCAAACGCAAGAGGAAACUCGGUGGAGACAGUGAUGAUGACGAUGACGACGAUGAGGACAGUGACGAUCCAGCUGAUGAUGAUGACGACGAUGACGAGGAAGACAUUAAGAAGGUUAAAAAAGUGGAGACAUACGAUGAGGAUGAAGUUGACCAUGCGACCAGUGUGGAGGAGCUGGAAAAGCAGAUAGAGAAGAUGGCUAAGCAACAUCACCAGACUAGAAGAAAGCUGUUUGAAAUAUCCCACUCCUUGCGCUCCAUGAUGUACGGCCAAGAUCGUUAUCGACGUAGAUACUGGGUACUUCCCCACUGUGGAGGAGUCUUCAUUGAAGCCAUGGAGAGUGGAGAAGCUCCAGAGGAACUGGAGGAGGAGCGACAGAGGAGGAGGAGAGCAGCAGCAGAAGUCAAGGUCAAAGAGGAACCUCUGGACUUUGACGUCCAGAAAGAGAAAUCCACGUUACUCACCGGCUGCUCACAAGGCUUGGUGCAACAGAAGGAUGACAAGAAGGACUCUCCAACUCACUUCUACCAACAACAAGGCUACGUUUCUAACCUUUGUUCAGAUACUCUCAGAGAAACUGUGAAGGCCGAGGACCAGGGCAGUCCUCAUGCUGGACAAAAUUGCAAUCUCAUGGGUACUCCUAUUGCCACAAGCAUCGUAAUGUCAUCCUCCCCCUCUCACAAUACCUCUGAGCCAGCAGUAGCAAAAACUGCUGUGAUUAUCAGUAAUGACACUUCUAAUAUCCCCGGUCCAACUUCAACAUCUUUAUCUGUCCGGUGCCUGCCAGCCCUGCAUGAAAGCCCAGGGAACACUCCUCCUGCCUCAUCCCCCGCUCCAUCCCCACAGCUCACCCUCCAGGCCAACGACCAGCUGCUUCGAGUCCUGACAGAGAGGAGCGGACACUGGUUCAGUCUGCUCCCUCGUGCCCCCUGUGAUCUCUCUUCCCUCACUACAAACCCCCCUGGAGCACUGCAUGCCACUCCCCAGGCGUCCUCCACACCAAACAAACCCAAAUCCCCCCCUCCAUCACCUGCCCUUCCUCUCACCCCUUCUGCAGCGUCAGCCUCUGCCAGCCCACACCACCCAGCUGGCAUCCUCACUUACCCACUCUCAGCCCUGCAGGUGAAGUCAGGUGGCUCAUUGCUAGGAGUGUCUUUGGGCAGCUGGCCCAGUGGUAUGAUAAGUCCCAGCCUGCCUCUGUGCAGCAGCCCCAGUCCCAUGCCAUGUCAGUCUUUGGAGGGCAAUACUGCAGCAAGUGUGUCCAGUAAGAGUGACUCGCCUCUACCUCGCAUUGAGAAAAGUUCAUCCAUGCCAUCUCCUGCCAUGGAGAUACCAAAAUCUCUGGACCACCCGAUGCCUCGCCCCAUCCCAGAGGACCUGCUGACAGGUUGGUGGCGUGUGUCUGACAUCGAAGAGCUGAGGGCCUUGGUUGGUGCGCUCCACAGUCGAGGCAUCAGGGAGAAAGUCCUCCAGAGGCAGAUGCAGAAAUACAUAGAGAUCAUCCCCCAGGUCUGCACUAAACACAAAGAUGUGGCCAUGAUUGAGCUGAGAGAGCUGGAGGAGAGCCAGGUCAGUGUGGAGUCUGUGCGUGGCUGGUGUGUGGAGGAGCAGGCCAUGGAGAUGGACAUUGCUAUAUUGCAGCAGGUUGAGGAACUAGAGAGGAAGGUGACUGCUGCCAGCUUACAAGUUAAGGGCUGGACUCAUCCUGAUCCUCAGUCUGAGAGGGAAGACCUGGUGUAUUACGAGCACAAGCCCCCCACCAAAUCAGGACCUGCAUCCGCUCAUGUGGGAGACAGGGACUGCAAGGAUCACCCAGAGGAGCGGGGGGAGAAGGGCGGGGUGAUGCGUCACCCGGACAACCCAUUGGACAUAGCAGUGACACGUCUGGCUAAUCUGGAACGCAACAUCGAGAGAAGGUACCUGAGGAGCCCCUUAGGUACCACCAUUCAGAUCAGGCUGGAUAAUGUGGGUACGGUCACUGUCCCUGCCCCCGCACCAUCCACUAGUGCUGACAGGGAAGGUGGUGAAGAGGAGGUUGCCCAUGGUAUGAAGGUGUGGAGGAAGGCCCUAAGUGAAGUACGCAGUGCCGCCCAGCUUGCUAUGUGUAUCCAGCAGCUACAAAAAUCCAUCGCUUGGGAGCGCUCCAUCAUGAAAGUGUAUUGUCAGAUUUGCAGGAAAGGGGACAACGAGGACCUCCUGCUGUUAUGCGAUGGCUGUGACAAAGGCUGCCACACUUACUGUCACAAACCCAAAAUCACCAGCAUCCCAGAGGGAGACUGGUACUGCCCAGCCUGCAUAUCCAAGGCAAGUGGUCCAACUCCCAAAAGCAAGAAGCCUCCAAACAAACCAGUAGCAUCCAGUGGGGGAGCUGGUAAGAAAGGCGGUGAUGCAAAAAAGAAUGGGAAGCAGGCGGGUAACGGAGAGGUGUCUGAAGACGACUCGGCCAGUGCCAGCAGCACGCCCAAGAAAGGUUCAAAAGACAACAGCCGCAAGAGAAAAACAGAGGAAUGCUCACCUGUUGUGCCAACGUCCAAUCCAGAGAGCACUGUGUGUGUUAAAAGGGCCAAGACUGCUCGAGACAACAACAGAGACUUGGGUUUAUGCAGGGUUCUCCUUGCUGAGUUGGAGCGACAUCAGGAUGCCUGGCCUUUCCUCACACCCGUCAACCUAAAAUCAGUCCCCGGUUACAAGAAGGUCAUCAAGAAACCGAUGGAUUUUUCCACCAUACGUGAGAAGCUUGUGAGCAGCCAGUAUCAAAACCUGGAGACUUUCAUCAUUGAUGUCAAUUUAGUUUUUGACAACUGUGAAAAGUUUAACGAGGACAAUUCCGACAUUGGUCGAGCUGGUCACAACAUGAGGAAGUUCUUUGAGAAACGCUGGACUGAGCUUCUAAAACAAACCAAUUAAAAUAUCCAAACAUUCUUUUUUCUCAUCCUCAUGAACCCAUUCUACUUUCAUAUAGGGGCACCAGGUUUUACUUCAUCGAGAGAGAUGCGCUAAGAGAGAUGCCACCAUGAAAUAAAAGAGUUGUUACGUGAAGUGCGCUGGAUUAAUUACAACAGGGAUCCAAAACCCCAAAGACUCGCAGAGAAAUGGGGUACUGUAGUGCAAUACCACUCCCUGUGUCAGAACACUGCACUGAAUGAAUCUUCACUGAUGCGCUAGAAUACUUUCCACUACCUGUAAAUAGUUUUUUUUUGGGUUAUUUAAUCGUAUUAUAGUGAAUGUAUUUAAUUUUGUAAUAAUUAUUUAUGAAUCAAGGUCCACUUCAUUUUCUAUGAAAAGGAAGAAUCGAAAAAGGAAUGUGUCUGUGUUCUAAUUUUUCACCCAAAUAUCCAACAAAGCCAAGAAAAAAAAAAGCUGUUUACACUGUUGAGUGCUUUGGGCAUCAGAGGACUGUAUUCAUUAGUUCCAACUGUAAAACUGCAUUCAUUCACAGGAACAGCAGAGAGACAGUUAGACAAUGGGGAUUCAUGUGUAUAUACUGUUUAUUAAUGUCAAUAUUUUGUCUUGUUUGAAACGAUGUGUACAAAUGGAUUAAGAAUAUUAAGAUAUUGUUUAUGCCUUAGAAUGAUUGUAGCAUUCUAUUUUAGUGAACGUGAUGAAAACAUUAUCAUAAAUAUUGUUUGUACAGUAUAUACAUAUCCUCUGCAAACACUGUGGUAUCCUUAAUCUUGGUAGUGCCUACCCUUCCAACAGGGGCAUGUAGGGGAUGUUAUUUUUAUUUUUUGUUUUUAUGACAUUAUUUUUUUAUAUGAUUUCAAUCCAACAAGGCCUCCAAAGUUGGACAAUGACACAGACAUCAUUCCUCACCACAGAUAUGAAAACAAGGAACAAGCAUUCACCAAUGCUUCCGUGAUGAAUUUCCUCAUCUGCCAGAGGACCUAAAGGCCAUUUGUAACCACUGUGUUGAACCUUGCUGUGUGUUGUGGCCUGAUGGAGGCAGCUAGAUUUUUUUGUACCCAAGUCGAGAGUACUUGAAGUUACUUUAUUUAAGAUAUUGUGGAAAAAAGUAUCAUUCUUUUGUAGGAGCUUUAUUUUUCACUAGUGUGUGGCACGGACCUAUUAAAAGGAUGUUUUUCGACGUAAA
Doryrhamphus excisus (bluestripe pipefish) is the source of this 12459-nucleotide messenger RNA. RefSeq names its product bromodomain adjacent to zinc finger domain, 2Ba (gene baz2ba). The record is from RefSeq and is a predicted model, not a curated record. Gene Ontology annotation, cellular component: chromatin. Gene Ontology annotation, molecular function: DNA binding; protein binding. Lineage: Eukaryota; Metazoa; Chordata; Actinopteri; Syngnathiformes; Syngnathidae.